Calypte anna (Anna's hummingbird) is the source of this 727-nucleotide messenger RNA. It is a transcript of the gene TAF10, whose product is annotated as TATA-box binding protein associated factor 10. The transcript has 5 exons. Gene Ontology annotation, biological process: transcription initiation at RNA polymerase II promoter. Gene Ontology annotation, cellular component: nucleus; transcription factor TFIID complex; SAGA complex. The coding region runs from base 1 to 642 and encodes 213 amino acids. Gene Ontology annotation, molecular function: RNA polymerase II general transcription initiation factor activity; promoter-specific chromatin binding. NCBI's taxonomy places the organism in Eukaryota, Metazoa, Chordata, Aves, Apodiformes, Trochilidae. The record is from RefSeq and is a predicted model, not a curated record.
AUGAGCGGCAGCGGCGAGGCCGAUCCCGCACCCGCGGCCCCCGCCGGGCCCGGCCCCGCGGCCCCUCCCGCCCCGGCAGCCCCCGCCCCCGACACCAACAAGCCCAGCCCGGCCCCCGCCGGCAGCGGCCUCCCCGGGGCGGCCCCGGGAGCGGUGGGAGGGGCGGCGCGGGGGAGCGAGGGCGGCGCGGCCGGCGGGAGGGGGCCCGUGCCGGUGUCAGCAGCCGUGGCCGCCGCUCCCCUCGCCCCGGAGGGGGCGAUGUCCAACGGUGUCUACGUGCCCGCCAGCGCGGCCAACGGGGAGGUGAAGCCGGUGGUGUCCACCACGCCGCUGGUGGAUUUCCUGAUGCAGCUGGAGGAUUACACCCCCACGAUCCCGGACGCCGUCACCGGGUAUUACCUCAACAGAGCCGGGUUCGAGGCUUCGGACCCCCGCAUAAUCCGUUUGAUCUCCUUGGCUGCCCAGAAAUUCAUCUCCGACAUCGCCAACGACGCUCUGCAGCACUGCAAGAUGAAGGGCACGGCCUCGGGCAGCUCCCGCAGCAAGAGCAAGGACAAGAAGUACACCCUGACCAUGGAGGACCUGACUCCAGCACUGGCAGAGUAUGGCAUCAACGUGAAGAAACCUCACUAUUUCACAUGAACUUCCAGGGGUUCUCACUGGGGACUUCUGAUUUUUGGUGUCAUUUCUGUGCCAUUAAACACCUGGGUAGGUUUUUUUUUCCUUU